AUGGAUCCUCUAUAGCUUUUAAAACUUUGUAAGUAAAAUUGUACCUAAAAAGAAUUACCUCUAUUUUAAGAUGAUUAUUCUAGCUACCAUGCUAAAACUAAAGGAAAUACUCCCUUGAAAUAAUUCUCUAGUCUUACUGAAAAUGAAUAAAACAACUUUUACAAAUUCGUCUUUUAUGAUAACAGAUUGAAUGAAAUAGCCAAUUAAGAACUGCAAUAUUUAUUGUUUUGCUAUUUAAUAGAAAGUGGAUCAAAUAAGACAAAAUCUUUAAUCCAAGAAGCAUUGGACAUGUAACCUUAACAAUAGCUAACUUGCAGAAACAUCCAAGCACUUUAGCAAGGUCAAAACGACAAAAACUUGAUAGAGAAAGUAAAAAAAAUGCCAAAACAAUUUAAAGCUUUUGCCAAAUCUCAAUUGUAAAAUUUAGAAGAUUCAUUUAGCUCUGAUACUACAUGUGAAGAUGAAGAAUGUCUAGCUAAAAGAUUAGAAUAUGAUGAAAAAGUUUUGAAAGUUUAGAAUUUACUCAAGAAGCAAGGGUAUAAUAUAGAAACAGAUGGUUUUUAUACAUCACAAACUGAAAAUGCAGUAAGAGAAUAUUAAAAAAAGAAUAAUCUAUUUGAAGAUGGAGUUAUAAGCUAAGAACUCAUUAACAAGAUUGAAGGAAAAGCUUAAAAGUAAUAAGGAGAAAAGUCAAACCAAGUUGGGGGUAUAGACUUGAAAACUAAGCUGAAUGAAGUUUGCAGCAUAAGAGGAAUCAAAUUUAACAACAAAAAUUAACUUAAGUUUUUAUUAGAUAAGAAAUAAAAAUUGGAAUUUAGUGGAACUGAACCAGAUGAUUUAGCUUUAUGUUUAAAGGUUUAUUGUGAUUAGUCUAUCAAGAAUAAAACAAUAAGUUUUUCUCUCGAUCCUUGGGAAGACAAAAAACCAGAUGGUGAGUUUUAAAGAAAAGUUCUUUAUCCAGAUAUUUUAGAAAAUAAAAAAAUACUAUCUGGAAGUAAAUUUAGUGAGUUGAUGUUUGAAUGUGAUUAUUUACUGAAGUAGAUGUCUUUGGGAUUACUUCCUGAUUGUAAAACACCUUUUCCCUAUCCUUAGGAGCUAGUAAAACUUGGACUAAAACCAUUGUCUAAAAUAAUUGAAGAAAAUAAUAUAAAUUAAGAUAAUUCUAAACAAAAUUGGAGCAGACUUUGGUUGGUUUGUAAGAAAGUAGAAGGCAUUGUAGAUAAAAAUAAUAAAGGAGUUUUUCUCUCUAAUGAUGUGAAAAUAGAGGUUGAUGCAAGAUAAAUGGAGUAAGAUUCUCAAGGCAGAUUAAUUGAUAAAGUUGUUUAAGAUAAAAAUGAUCCUUGUUAUAUGUUUGCUAAGAAAUUUUCUGAACUUUAUCCAGUAAUUUGCAAACAUUAUCCAUGCUUUGAAAGACUUAAAAAGCUAUAUAGAGCUUCAGCCUUAGCAAGAUGGAUAGUCACAAAUGGCAUACAGAUUGACAUGAAAAAAAUUAACCAGGUUAUAGAAAAAUAAUUCUCAAGUGUUAAAAUGUACACUGAUAAAGUUAAUUCUAUUAGGUAAUCUUAAGAAAUCUAAAUUGGGAUAGUAGAGAAAAAACUUCCAGUUGAUGUGAAGGUUGUUGCUGAAAGGAGUUUAAAACAAUCAGGCUAAGAAGUAAAUGAGAAAAACUUAAAGCUUGCUGUAGAAUAUUUGAUUAAGUAAAAUAAUGGAAGUAGUGAAUUUUUCGAUAUCUAAAAAGCUAAGAAAGUGCAAACGAAAUUCGUUUUAGGAGGUGUUGAUAUGAAUUGUUAAAUUUCUCCUAUUAAUUAAAAUUCACAAACACCUUAGUCAAACAAAUCUUCUUAAUCUGUCAAAGGAAGUAGCGACAUUACUUUUACUAAAAUUUAAAAUUAAUCAAAUACAAAACCAGGUACUUCAUAAAAAACUAAUGAGAUAAAAAGUUCUACUAAUUCAAAACCUAUCUAAUAAACUAUAAAAGAAAAGGUUAAAGCAGAAGAGAAAAAAGUUGAUGAUACCAAAAAUGAUGAUUAUGAAUCUGAUUUUUACAGCACAGCAUCUACUUCUGUAACUAGUUUAGAUGAUGAACUUAUUUAACAAUAAGUAAAAGAAGAAGACUUUUUCUUUUCACUUCAAGCAAACUGUUAAAAAUGCUAAAAAGUUUUAACAUAAAAAGAGUAAAUGUUUCCUGUUGAACAAAAAUACUAUUGCCAAGUGCAUCAUCCACACAGCUGCUUCUAUUGUGGAAAACUAAUUAAAGAAUAGGCAGCUACAGUAAAUGGAAGAGCUGAGCUCUAUGAUUCUGAUUCUUUUAAGAAUAAACAAGUAUACAUGCACUUAGAAUGUAACUUAAUCUUUUAAAACAAAUGUGUGGAUAGAUUGAACAUAGAUAAAUAAAAUGAAGAAAUAUAAAGAGUGAAUAAAAAUGUUUUAGAAUAAAUCUAAAAAAACUUACCAAAAAUUAAGAGUUUAAAUGAAGUUACUUUGAAAAAGGGAUCCAACUUUUCAUGUAUUAUGUGCAAAAAAAAUAAUAAUAACUCAACUUAAAUAAUUUGCAGUCUUUGUGGUUUAAUUAGCUAAGCCUAAGCGAAUAAUUAUUUAAAAGAAGCUUUCUAAACAAAAUGA
This is a messenger RNA of Tetrahymena thermophila SB210, 2622 nucleotides long. RefSeq names its product peptidoglycan-binding domain protein. Lineage: Eukaryota; Ciliophora; Oligohymenophorea; Hymenostomatida; Tetrahymenidae. The transcript has 4 exons. The record is from RefSeq and is a predicted model, not a curated record.